This is a messenger RNA of Sesamum indicum (sesame), 3118 nucleotides long. It is a transcript of the gene SD2-5, whose product is annotated as S-domain-2 5. Lineage: Eukaryota; Viridiplantae; Streptophyta; Magnoliopsida; Lamiales; Pedaliaceae. Gene Ontology annotation, molecular function: protein serine/threonine kinase activity; ATP binding. Gene Ontology annotation, biological process: protein phosphorylation. The record is from RefSeq and is a predicted model, not a curated record.
CUCAUUAAUCCUUUUUUUUUUUUUUUUUUUUUUUUUUUCUAUCAUAAGAAUGAAGAUUUCAUUUUUAAGUCAUAUUUCUUUAUUAGCCAAUUGCAGUCCCAUUUGAUGGAUACAGAUUAGCAGCAGCCUGCAAUUUGUGUAGCUGCUCUACUUUUUCUCCUUCUCUUUUUCUACAGAAUCAGUUAUAGCUUCUUGGUUGUAAGAAAGGUACCGUAACAUUGUUAAUUCUGCUAUCACUUCCUGUCUGUAAUACUACUAUCCAGCAACAUUUGUGUGUGAAAAAAUCCGACUUCCAGGAUCUCUUGGGUUCUUGAUGUUUUGUUUUUGUGGUUUUAGAGUCGUGGGAUGUCCUUCUUCAAAGUUGAAAUUUGUGCAGUGAGUUUUAUGAGUUGAUUCUUCCAAUCCUUGUUUGCUUUGGGGUAAUUCACUUGAAUAAAAUCCUUGUCAUGGGAAAGUGGGGUUUCCUGUCCAAUUCUGUUGUGUGUUUGUGUAUUGUGUUUUUGCUGAAAACAUGCACUGCCAGUGUUCGAAAUAUUGGGAAAUUGAGUCCAGGAUUUAGAGGAUCUCAAAUGCUGUGGAUAGACAAUGAUGGGUUGUUUCUCUUGUCCAAUAACUCCAAUUUUGCUUUUGGUUUCACCACUACCAAAGAUGUUACCCUGUUUCUGCUUGUUGUGAUUCACAAGAGCAGCUCGACUGUAGUUUGGACUGCCAACAGAGGCUCCCCAGUUCACAACUCGGAUCACUUUGCCUUUGAUAACAACGGCAAUGCAUACUUAGAGAAAGGGGGAUCCACGAUUUGGUCGACCGGCACUGCUAACAAAGGAGUUUCUGCUAUGGAAUUGCUGGAUUCUGGAAAUCUUGUUUUGCUCGGGAAUGAUGGCAGCAUAGUGUGGCAGACUUUUAGCCAUCCAACAAAUACCCUUCUGUCAAACCAGGAAUUCUCUCAAGGCAUGAAACUCGUUAGCGAUCCUGGCUCCAAUAACUUGACCUAUUCCCUUGAGAUUAAGUCUGGGGAUAUGCUUCUUUCCGCAGGUUUCCAGCCCCCGCAGCCAUACUGGUCUAUGAGAAGAGACACCCGAAUAACCAUCAAUAAAGGUGGUGGCGAUGUAACUUCUGCAGUUCUUAGUGCAAACUCUUGGAAAUUCUUCGAUCCAAAUAAGGUCUUGCUAUGGCAGUUCAUUUUCUCAGAUGUUAGCAAUGCAAAUGCAACUUGGGUGGCCGUGUUAGGAGAUGAUGGCUUCAUCACUUUUACUAUGCUCCAACAAGAUUCGUCCAAUCCCACCUCGACAAGAAUACCUGUAGAUCAGUGUAGUAGGCCUGCAGCUUGUGAUCCAUACUUUAUAUGUUAUCCAGGCAACAUGUGCCAGUGUCCAUCUACUCUUCCCUCUUGCAAGUCAGUGGCUCUCCCCCCAUGCGAUAACUCAAUGGGUUCUGUGGACCUUGUGAGUGGUGGUGAUGGCCUUAGUUAUUUCGCGCUUGAUUUUGUUCCACCAAUCUCUAACACAACUUUAGAUGGCUGCAAAGCUUCUUGCCUAAAGAAUUGUUCCUGCGCUGCAAUGUUCUUCCAGAGCAGUUCAGGGAAUUGCUUUCUCUUUAAUGAGAUAGGCAGUAUGGAAGGAUCCCAUGAUGGGGCUGACUACACUUCCUAUAUCAAAAUCUCGACAAGUGGAGACAGUGGGGGAAACAGUGGAGGCAGUGGCAAUAAACACUUUCCAGUAGUCAUUGUCAUUGUAAUUAUAACAGUCAUUGUUAUACUAGGUCUGCUUUUUACGGGAUUUCAUUUAUACCGAAAGAACAAGAAAGUGCCAGACACUUCUAAAGAGAGUUCAGAAGAGGAUAAUUUCUUGGAAGGUUUAUCUGGGAUGCCAAUCCGUUUCUGCUACAAAGAUCUCCAGACGGCAACAAAUAACUUCACCGUGAAACUUGGCCAAGGGGGGUUUGGUUCAGUUUAUCAAGGUACUCUUCCUGAUGGCACCAGGGUGGCUGUGAAGAAAUUGGAAGGUAUCGGUCAGGGUAAGAAAGAAUUUCGUGCUGAAGUAAGCAUCAUAGGCAGCAUCCAUCAUCUUCAUCUGGUGAGGCUCAAAGGCUUCUGUGCAGAAGGAAGCCACCGGCUUCUUGCAUAUGAGUACAUGGCGAACGGAUCAUUAGAUAAAUGGCUUUUCAGGAAAGGCAAAGGCGAGUUCUUAUUGGAUUGGGACACGAGAUACAAUAUCGCUGUGGCUACGGCCAAAGGACUAGCUUAUCUCCAUGAGGACUGUGAUGUAAAGAUAGUUCAUUGUGACAUAAAGCCUGAGAACGUGCUUCUUGAUGAUCACUUUAUGGCCAAAGUAUCGGAUUUUGGCCUGGCCAAGCUCAUGAAUAGAGAACAAAGCCAUGUUUUCACGACGUUAAGGGGCACCAGAGGGUACCUUGCACCAGAAUGGAUCACCAACUAUGCCAUAUCUGAGAAGAGUGAUGUUUAUAGCUACGGGAUGGUAUUGCUUGAAUUACUCGGUGGUCGGAAAAAUUAUGAUGCUGCAGAAAGUUCUGAGAAGUCCCACUUUCCGUCAUAUGCCUUCAAAAUGUUGGAAGAAGGGAAGUUGAAGGACAUCAUUGAUGCCAAAUUGAAGAUAGAUGAAGAGGAUGAAAGGGUGGCUAUAGCAAUCAAGGUUGCUUUGUGGUGCAUACAGGAUGAUAUGCAUCUGCGGCCACCAAUGACUAGAGUAGUGCAAAUGCUUGAAGGGCUGAGUCCCGUCCCGCCACCUCCCACAGCUUCUCAACUCGGGUCACGUCUUUACUCAAGUUUCUUUAAGUCAAUCAGCGAAGAGGGAACUUCCUCAGGGCCAUCGGAUUGUAACAGCGAUGCAUAUCUCUCUGCAGUUCGCCUUUCUGGUCCAAGAUAACAGUUGCUGGCAAUAAAAAAAAGUGUUCCGGUAGGAUUGUAGGCCUUUGCAGAUGAGUAGAUCACAUGUAAACCGGUGUCCCCUUCGUGUAAUUUUUGUGGGUUGUAUUCUGUAAAGUUCUUAGAUUAAUAGCAGAAAUUUUGGAACACGAGUUAUGAUGAUGCUAAUGCUGCAGUUGUAUUCUUGAUCUGUAAAUUAAUGGUCUGAAUGAUAAAAAAGAAGUUGAUGUUUUUCAA